Messenger RNA from Lingula anatina, 1107 nucleotides. RefSeq names its product lewis-type alpha-(1,3)-fucosyltransferase-like. Gene Ontology annotation, cellular component: membrane. The record is from RefSeq and is a predicted model, not a curated record. Lineage: Eukaryota; Metazoa; Brachiopoda; Lingulata; Lingulida; Lingulidae. Gene Ontology annotation, molecular function: fucosyltransferase activity.
AUGCGGGAUCAGCUAAUAGGCGUAAAACUUAGUGCUGGGCCUGACAAACCAGACAUUAGGUUAGAAACAGCUCUGCCCAUGCCACGUCCACCAGGCAAUGGCGACAACAAGCACACAAAGAGUGAUAAGAUAAUUCUGUUGUGGAAUUCGUUUUGGGACAUGCCAGGCUGGGGCAUUGGUUUAGGAGGCGAACCAUUCCAGAGACUUCGUUGUCCUGUAAAAAACUGUCAAAUUUCCGAGGACAGAAGCCGACUGAAUGAAUCAGACGCCAUUUUGUUUCAUAUUCAUCAGCUGAAAGCAGACGAUCGACCUCGUUUUCGAUUUCCCCACCAGAGGUGGGUGUUUUGGAUGCUUGAAAGCCCUGGAUGGUCUCAUAAUUACCAGUAUCAAAAAUGGAACGGACUUUUCAAUUGGACCAUGACGUACCGUUUAGAUUCAGACGUGCGUCUUUACUAUGGUCGUUACUGGGAACGCCCUUCCGUCCUUAAGAGAGAUCUUAAUGAAGUGGUUAAGUCAAAAAGCCGCUUGAUUGCCUGGAUAUCCAGUAAUUGCCAGACUCACAGCAGACGAUUUGAAUACGUCACUGAACUUGAAAAAUACAUCCCCAUAGACAAAUAUGGACGCUGCGGGAACAUGACUUGCAAAAAAGAAUGGGAUAAAGAUGAUCAAGCGUGUCUCAAGAUGGUCGGCCGAAUGUACAAGUUUUAUUUGAGUUUCGAAAACGCUUUCUGUAAAGAUUAUGUCACGGAAAAGUACUUCAAGAUAAUUCCGUUAGACACCGUGCCCGUGGUGAGGGGUGCUGCCGAUUACUCCAAAUUUGGCCCGCCUCAAUCGUAUGUAAAUGCAGCUGAUUUUCGUUCGCCUAAAGAACUGGCGGGAUUUUUAAUAGACCUGGAUAAAAAUGACACCAAGUACAUACAAUAUCUGGAGACCAAAAAUAAAUUUGAUGGUACUGGAUAUUUCGGGGUUAAAUGGCUGCCAUCUUGGUGUGAAUUGUGCGCAAAACUAAACAAUGACAGUGAACCGAGGAAGACAUAUGAGAGAAUUGAUAAAUGGUGGAGCCAGUCUGACUGCGCCGCUAAGAAUGACAUUAGUAACGGCGAAUGA